Messenger RNA from Zingiber officinale, 404 nucleotides. Its product is annotated as arabinogalactan protein 22-like. The record is from RefSeq and is a predicted model, not a curated record. The coding region runs from base 40 to 255 and encodes 71 amino acids. The transcript is spliced from 2 exons. Lineage: Eukaryota; Viridiplantae; Streptophyta; Magnoliopsida; Zingiberales; Zingiberaceae.
CGACCUCGAUCGCGAUCUCAUUCUCGCUUCCAUUUACAAAUGGCUUCGCUUUCUUCGGCGGCGGUGGCCUUCGCCGUGGUUUUAGUCUCCGCCGUCGCCCCCGCCGUCCUCGCCCAGUCUCCGGCAUCUGCGCCGACGCCGGCCGCAACCAGCGACGGGACGUCGAUCGAUCAAGGAAUCGCGUACGUGUUGAUGGCGGUGGCGUUGGUGCUCACCUACCUCAUUCAUUCAUCGUCGUCCACCGCGUGGAAUUAGGUCUUCUAAAUUUGUUUCUGAUGGAUCAUGAUGAGGGGAUUAUUAAUCGAUGUUAAUGGCGAUUUAUAUAUGUUGAGAUGAUGUGACUCGAUCAGGUGAUUUGCUUGGAGAUGUAUCGUUUUUAUCCAUUUUGAUUUCAUUAUCGUACA